AUGGCCGGUGUCAAAGCUUACGAACUCAGAUCCAAGUCCAAGGAACAACUGCAGGAGCAGCUGGUCGAGCUCAAGAAGGAGCUGGCCCAAUUGAAGGUCCAAAAACUGACCAGACCAUCUCUCCCAAGAAUCCACACUGUCAGAAAGAAUAUUGCUAGAGUUCUCACUGUGAUCAACUUGCAACAAAGAGCUUCCGUCAGAGAAUUCUACAAGGGCAAGAAGUACAUUCCAAAGGAUCUCAGACAAAAGAAGACCAGAGCUUUGAGAAGAGCCCUCACCAAGUACGAGAAGACUCAGAAGACCGACAAGGCUAGAAAGCAAGCUAUUGCCUACCCAGCCAAGAAGUUCGCUGUCAAGGCUUAA
Molecule: messenger RNA, 363 nt
Organism: Ogataea parapolymorpha DL-1
Lineage: Eukaryota; Fungi; Ascomycota; Pichiomycetes; Pichiales; Pichiaceae
Product: 60S ribosomal protein L35
Exons: 2
Coding region: 1-363 (120 amino acids)
Biological process (GO): translation; maturation of LSU-rRNA from tricistronic rRNA transcript (SSU-rRNA, 5.8S rRNA, LSU-rRNA)
Cellular component (GO): ribosome; cytosolic large ribosomal subunit
Molecular function (GO): structural constituent of ribosome; mRNA binding
Source: RefSeq, a predicted model, not a curated record